GUGUGUUUUAUUCCCUCCGCAGGUACCUGGACGCACCUGGGCCGCCGCACCUGGCCGCUCGUUAGCACAGGUGCAGUAGCAUGGUGAGGGCGGCCACACGCGGGGCGCCCCAGGCAAGAUGACCCGGCCGAUGCCCCACCCGCUCCCGGCCCGCCCCGCCCCGGCCCCGCCCCGCCGCCCGCCGCCGCGCGCGCCGCGGAGGACGUGCGUCAGAUGGCAGCACGUGGCGGUGGUGGCGGUGCUGGCCUCGUGCUGCGGGCUGGCGGCGGGCGGCGGCGGCGGCGGCGGCGCGGUGCGGUUCACUGCGCCGCUGUACAACGCGAGCGUGCCCGAGAACGCGCUGGCCAACACGGCGGUGGUGAGCGACGCCAUGAUGGGCGUGUACCUCAGCGACGCGUCGCUCAGGAUAAAGUACCGCAUCACGGACGGCGACGACAAGAACUUCUUCAAGGCCGGCAAGCGCGUCGUCGGCGACUUCUGCUUCCUGGAGCUGCGCGUGCGGCCCGACAACCACGACGUGCUCAACCGCGAGAAGCGUGACCAGUACCGGCUGCGGGUGAAGGCGCAGCACCGCCGCCACGACGGCACCAAGGAGGACCUGCCCGGCGCCGUGACGGAGGUGCUCAUCACCAUCACGGACCUCAACGACCUGUCGCCGCUCUUCAUGCAGGACGAGUACCACGUGCGGCUCAGCGAGGACACGCCGCUGCACGCCUCCGUGGGCCGCGUCAAGGCCGAGGACCCUGACGACGGCCUCAACGGGCAGAUCUACUACAGCUUCGCGCGGGCCACGCCGGUCUUCGCCAUCCACCCCACCUCCGGCGUGGUCACGCUCACGCGGCCGCUCAGGUUCUUAGAGCAGGCGCGCUACGAGCUCACGGUGCAGGCCCAGGACCGCGGCCGCCAGCAGCACGGCCGCUGGCUGCGCCCCGCCACGCUGUACGUCAACGUGACGGAGGAGAACCUCUACGACCCGCAGAUUCUGGUGACCAAGCUGCCGGAGUCGGUGCCGCGCGCCCACCUCUCCGUGGUGGCCAUCGUCAACGUGGCGGACCAGGACCGCGGCCGCAGCGGCGAGGUCAAGUCGCUGGAGAUUGUGGAGGGUGACCCGGACCGCGUGUUCCGCGUGCUGGAGGGCUCCGCCGCCAACGAGUUCAACCUGGCGGCGCUGGACACCAUCGACUGGAGCGACUCGCCCUUCGGAUUCAACCUGACGCUGAAGGCGACGGACGGCGGCACGCGCGCCAGGUUCAGCUACAAGGUGGUGCGCGUGGCGGCGCCGCCCGUGCCAGAGCAGGAGGCGGUGUUCACGCAGGAGAUGUACGAGGCCACCGUCAGCGAGAUGGCGCCCGUGGGCUCCCGCGUGGUGCAGGUUGGCCCGGGGCUGCCGGGGGCGCAGCGCCGCGUGCAGUUCUCACUGGUGGGCCACCGGGACGGCACCUUCCAGAUCGACGCCUACUCGGGCGUCAUCACCACCGCGGCGCCGCUGGACGCUGAAACGCACAUCGAGUACACCCUCACCGUGGCCGCCGCCUCCCCCGCCGCCGCCGCCGCGCCGCGCCAGCAGACCUCCGCCAAGGUGCGUGUGCGCGUACUGGACGCCAACGACAACACGCCCAUGAUCGUGGCGCCGCAGGGCGUCGUCCGCGUGGAGGAGCACAAGCCGCCGGGCGCCCUGGUGACCAAGGUGCGCGCGCAGGACUACGACUCCGGCGAGAACGGCUACGUGUCCUACAGCCUCGCCAAUGCCGACGACGUGCCCUUCCGAGUGGACCACUUCACGGGCGAGGUUGAGACCACGCGCACCCUGGACUACGAGACGGAACGCCGCGUGUGGCGCCUGCUGGUGCGCGCCUCGGACUGGGGGUCGCCCUUCCGUCGGCAAAGCGAGAAGGUCAUCACCGUGAACGUUGAGGACGUCAACGACAACAGGCCGCAGUUCGAACGCGUCGAAUGCCGCGGCUACAUCGACCGCUCGACGCCGCCCGGCACCGAGGUCGCCACGCUGUCGGCGGUGGACUUCGACCAAGGCAAUAUCAUCAGCUACCGCGUGCUGGCCGGCAACGAGGACCGCUGCUUCGAGCUGGACCCCACCUCGGGGGUGCUGACGCUGACCUGCGACCUGCACGACCUCAUGGUAUCUGAACGCGUUCUGAACGUGACGGCCACGGACGGCCAGCACUUCGCCGACACCCUCACGCUGAGCCUACAGCUCGCGCAGCACCAGAGCACCACCGCCGACUCCUACACCACGCUGGCCUGCCGCGAGGUGGACGUGGCGCAGCGCCUGGCCGAGCAGCUCGCCCGCGCCGCCGAGAACAACCGUCCCGACGACACCGUCAGCCUGCUGUCGCCGCCCUCCAUCAUAGUGAACGCCCACGCGCCCGAGCUGCAGCACCUGCCGCUGGAGGUGCGCGUGCGCGAGAACAGCGAGCCGGGCACGCUGGUGCUGCACAUGGCGGCGCUGGACGGCGACGAGGGCUACGCCGGGCACCUGGUGCACGCCAUCUCCUGGGGCAACGAGGACGCCGUGUUCGACAUGGACAUGGAGUCCGGCGCCCUCACGGUGGCGGGGCUGCUGGACCGCGAGCGUGUGGCACGCUACAACCUCAACCUGACGGUGUACGACCUGGGCCAGCCGCAGCGCUCCGCCUCCCGCCAGGUGGCCGUCACGCUCGUCGACGAAAACGACAACGCGCCGCACUUCGACAAGCCCGCCUACAGCUUCUUCCUCCCCGAGAACGUGGCCAACGGCACCAGCGUAUACGAGCUGCGCGCCCACGACCCCGACGAGGGCCUCAACGGAGUGGUGACCUACAGUCUGGCCACCGACACCCGGGACUUCCGCCUCGACCCCGUCAGCGGGCGCCUCAGCGUCGCCUGGCCGCUGGACCACGAGACCCACGAGGUGUACGAACUGCGCGUGGUGGCCACGGACGGCGGCGCGCGCUCGGCCCACGCCUACGUCACUAUCCAGGUGGCCAACAUCAACGACUGCCCGCCGGUGUUCCCGGACGAGCGGUCGACGGCCGUGCGCGUGCCCGAGGACCUGCCGCUGGGCGCGCUGGUCACGCUGGUCACGGCCCACGACCCCGACUCGCCGCGGCUGCGCUACUCGCUGCUGGGCGGCCACGAGGACAUAUUUGAGCUGGACGAGGACACGGCGGCACUGCGACUGGCGCGGCGCCUCGACUACGAGACGCGGCCAGCCUACAACAUCACCAUCCGCGCCACGGACGACGGCACGCCGCCGCUCGCCGCCACCACCUACGUCAUCGUGCAGGUGGUGGACGUGGACGAGAACGUACACACGCCCGUCUUCAUGAAGGACGUGGAGGAGGCGCGGGUGGUGGAGUCCGCGCCGCCCAACACCCUCGUCGGUACCUUCAGCGCCGUGGACGGGGACUCCAACCCCUCGGACGCCUUCGUGAGCUACUCCCUCGUGGGCCCGGAGGGGCGUGGCGUGUUCUACAUCGACCAGACGGGCUCCAUCUUCACCUCCUCCUGGUUGGACCGUGAGACCGUAUCGAGGUAUUGGCUAACCGUGCGUGCUCAGGACUCCGGCACCGUGCCCAAACAUGCGACCCUCCACGUGUACGUGGAGAUCGUGGACGUGAACGACCACCUGCCCCUCAGCUCGUGGCCCGUGUACUGGCCCGUGGUCGCCGAGAACGCGCCGCCCGGGACGAUGGUGGUCGCCGUCAACGCCACCGACCCCGACCCCGGCGCCAACAUAUCCUACGCCAUCACGGCAGGCAACCCACAGUCCCUCUUCUCCAUCGAUGCCAAGACGGGGGAGAUUCGAACCACGACUCGAAGACUGGACCGCGAGAACCAGGGGGAACAUGUGCUGGAGGUGACGGUGGCGGACGGCGAACUCGGUGAAGCCUCGACGCUCUCCUCCACCACCUACGUCGUCGUGAAGGUGCUGGACGAGAACGACCACGCGCCGCAGUUCCUGGAGCGGCUGUACAAGUUCUUCGUCCCCGUCACCCACCAGCAGAAGAGGCGCGGCACCCGUGACUACCUGGAGGACAUGCCGAUUGGACAG
Eriocheir sinensis (Chinese mitten crab) is the source of this 4051-nucleotide messenger RNA. Its product is annotated as fat-like cadherin-related tumor suppressor homolog. Gene Ontology annotation, cellular component: catenin complex; adherens junction; plasma membrane. The record is from RefSeq and is a predicted model, not a curated record. Gene Ontology annotation, biological process: multicellular organism development; adherens junction organization; homophilic cell-cell adhesion. Gene Ontology annotation, molecular function: calcium ion binding; cadherin binding. Lineage: Eukaryota; Metazoa; Arthropoda; Malacostraca; Decapoda; Varunidae.